GGAGGGUGUCGGACUCAGUCCAUGGUCCUCCUGGUACAUAAUAAAGACCCCUUUUGAAAAAGAAAAAAGGAAGCAACGGAUCUCUUCUUCAACAGGACGGGAGAUGGACAAUAGUAAACGGACUGUGGUGGUUACAGGUUUUGGGCCAUUUGGAGAGCACACUGUCAACUCCAGCUGGGUAGCAGUACAGGAGCUGAAGAAGCUUGGACUGGGUAGUGAAGUGGACUUGCAUGUAUACGAGGUUCCUGUAGAGUACCAGACAGUCCAGAGUUUGGUCCCGUCAUUAUGGAAGCAGUAUCACCCACAGUUGGUAGUUCAUGUUGGAGUCUCAGGUAUGGCCACCACUGUCACGUUGGAGAAGUGUGGCAGAAAUCACGGUUACACGGGUCUGGACAACAGCAGCUUCUGUCCUGAUUCGGCGUGCUGCAUUGUGGGAGGCCCAGACUGUAUCGACUCCGUUAUUGACAUGGAAUCAGUCUGCAAGAGAGUAACCGCCUCCGGGCUGGGAGUAUGUGUGUCUGUCUCCUUAGACGCUGGAAGGUAUCUCUGUGAUUUCACCUAUUACACGUCUCUGUACCUGAGUCACGGCCGCUCUGCCUUCGUCCACGUGCCUCCUCUCGGAAAGCCUUACAGCGGGGAAGACCUGGGCCGUGCGCUGCAGGCGAUUAUCCAGGAGAUGCUGGAGCUCCUGAACCAGGCUGAGAAGAAGAUCCACUGCCAGCAGCACUUCCACUAAGUGACCUCUAGAUACCUACCAGCCUCUCCAGCCCUCACCACGCAAAGAGAUAUUGCACUUAACCACAAGUAGCCAAACCUCUUCUUUUUUUAAUUGUUGUCUUGACUUGGACAUAAUGGAAACUUCAGUGUACAGAAUAUUUUCAGUGUUUGUCUCUCUCUGUCUUGAUGUUUGCUUCUUGUUUUGUUAGGUCUGAUUCGGUUAUUUUUUAGGGUGAUUUCACACCUGCCUUUUUAGUUCGGUUGAAUCGAAAACUGGUUCGAUUACCUCCUUGGUGCGGUUCUUUUGGGCAGGUGUUAACACGUGGGUGUGGACCAAAACAACUGGACUGAGACCUUGUCAAAGAGGUACAUUAAGUUCGGUUACAAAAGAGCUCUGGUACGGUUCAUUUGUGGUAUGAAUGUGAUCCGUCCUAGAUCCGACCCAACUGCAGGAAGCAUUGCGCAUUUUGUGGAUCAAACUAGUUUCUCUCACCAGCUGCACUGCGCAUUAUGCUCCCUUUUUCUCUUCUUUGCAUAACAUGAAGCAACACAUUGUACUCUAGAAGUUACACAUUGAAGUGUUUCACGUGUGCCAUUCUGCUUAUAUAUUUGGCCCAGACGACUAAGCUGAAUUAUCCAUAUAUCACAUUGGAUGAUGUAUGGAUAAUUGGCACCAGCCAAUUUGCCAUGCUGGGGGUGCACCAAUGUGAAAAAAAUGAAAAACCUAUUUAGUUUUUUUGGGGUUUUUUUGUCAGAAACUGCAGAUACACUAUUUACGAAACACAUGAUUAAUUUUUUAUUUAUCAUUGUUCUUAUUAAUAAGAAUAUGAAUAAGAAAACACUUGAAAAGUAGCCGCUGCUCUGCAUCUUUCUGCAGCAUGGAGGCGAGGAGAGGAGAGAGAGAUGCUGUUUAUUUCAGUAAUAACAGUAGUGCACUUAAUUGCUGAUAGAGAAUAUCUUCAAAGAUCAUUGUACUAACCAAGGCUUCUGUGUGGCACAAGUACACCUUCGUAUCCGUCCAUACAUUUGUUUUAUUUUCUGUCUUUUUUAAAUGUUGUAGCCAAUCUGCUGUUCCCGGAAAAACAAACUCUCCUUUCUCCGUCCUCCAACCUCGUGAGAUUUCUGACCAAUAAAUGGAGUGACAGAUCCCACGCGGCUUUUGUUCAUACAUUUUGGCUCACUUGAAAUGUUGCUGUGUGAAACCAAACCGAACCAAAGAUGAUUGGGACAGAAGCGAAGGUGUGAAAACGACUUUGAUGUCUCCCAACGGUGAGAAGAUAAAAUGGGAGUCUCAAGUCCAAGUUCACAUUGUAGAAUAAACUUGUCCCGCUUCAAGGAACAUUAAACUUGUUUUUUGGAGUUAAAAAUAGCAAAAAGAUUUUCACGUACAGCUACUGCAGAGGGUCUGGAUGUGGUGGAUAUUUCAUACUAAAACCCCAAAUGUGACUUCUAUUGUUGCACCUUAUAGGGUUAGGGUUACUGAAAUGGUUAUAGAAGUCACAUUUGGGGAAACUGUUGAAUGUCUUUAAUUUCUUUGAGUUUCACUGAGCUUCACCACUGGAUUUAUUAUCAAACCUCCCAAUGUUUUUAUUUCUGUUGAUGUAACUUUAAUUCACAAUAUGUUGCAGUCAUCAGAUUAUCAGGGUGUUUGCACCUGAAUGUCUUUAAAUGAUUAAUGUACAUGAUACAUUAUGGUUUAUGUAGUAAUUAUGUAGCAGUAACUGUUUGUUCAUUUCAGUUUCCUUCAGAUAUUAUUUUCCCAGCUGCUUUAAAACCUAACUGUGCUGUUUUAUGUUUGAUGAUUAAUUGUUUUGUGAGUCUUUUUUCUUUAUAAGAAGUUGUGAAUUUUGCCUUCUUUUACAAAGGUGAUUUAAAUCAGGGAACGGGUUGGUUCCAGCUCAUAUUCCCCCAUUUUGUUGGCCCAAUCCUGACAUGAAACCACAAAUCCACCCCUCUGAGAUCUGGCCCCAGGCUGUGCAAUAUUAUUUUACAGAUCUCAGGUUCGUUGAUAUGGGUAAUUCAUGUUAUAUUUUAUUGAGGCUACACAAUUAUUUGAGAAAAUAUACAGAAAGUCUCAGAUAGCAUGAAACAGAAGAUCUUCUGUUUCAACCCUUAAAAACAAAGCUCAUAUACAUACAACAAUAUCUUAUCUAUCUAUGUCUAUUAAUAUUGUUUUCAAAGAACUGAAGUUUUUCCCCACUAAUUGUAAUUCUCUAUGUGAGGUAUGCUUUAUAGAUGAAUAAUGCUUUAUUAUCUUUUAUUUGUUGAAUUGUUAAACUAACUGCAGCCAAUUCAUUCAGUCUGUGAUGAUGCCUCUCCCAGGUGUAAAUGCUCUGUUUUAUGGCUUUUUUAUUGGAUUUUCUUCCAUUUCACACUGUACACCAGCGUGUCCCAUACUGCUGAGUCAACAGGACAGACCACGCCACCUAACAUGACUUCUCUGAAUGAUCUACAUACUGAUUCAGAAAACUUUGGACCCCCAAGAAUCUUGUCUGUUUGCGGGGAAACUUGGAUCUAGAUGUUUUAGCUAGUCGUAGGAAACUAAAUGAACACUGUGUCGUGUUGCAGCAGUGGCCUUUCCCAGAGCUCUUAGUUACGUUGUAUGUUGUUUUUUUUCAUGUUGCUGCCAGUGAGUUUGGGUAAAUGAUCAUUAUUUUUAGCUGUGUGCGUCAUUUUAAUUGCUAUUCAGUACCAUGGUUUUGCCCACAAAGUACUAUAGUGUCCUGAAGAAAUGAGCAGAACAGUAUUAAACUUCUUCUCAGAUCUAAACUUUUAUCUUCGUCAUUUAUGCUACAUCUUUGGUUCUGUGAUCUAAAGCUUUUUCAUAGAAAUAUUGUUUUGACAGGCAGGUUUUAGUUCUGAGUCUGCAGGUGCUGAUAUUUUUCUGUACGUGGCAUUGUGGCUGCUUUGGUUGUGAAGGAGCUGUCCCUAAAAUGUCUGUUCACAAAUGUAGAAAACCUCCAUAUGUGUCAAGUUUACAUACGAGGUGACCUCUGAUCCUGGCUGUCUCCUGUGCCUUGCUGUUGUUUAUGUGUGUUAUGAAAAGGCCUUAAAAAUGCCCAGCGGGUCAGUUCAAAAGAUAAAUACUGAUGCUGUCCAGUCAGAUGUGUGGCUACCUCAGAAAUACUUUUUUAUCUCGGAGUGUGCUCUGUUGUAUGAUGUCAUUAUGGCUCUGUGAUUUAUUGUGAGAAGAUGUCUUCUUCUGCUUCUGACAUUAACAAAGCACUGUUACAACAAGUAAUCUUGGCUUUGUAAAAGGAAAAGCUUUCAAGUAAAGAGAAUUAAAAGAUUAAAACUAA
Molecule: messenger RNA, 4016 nt
Organism: Scomber scombrus (Atlantic mackerel)
Lineage: Eukaryota; Metazoa; Chordata; Actinopteri; Scombriformes; Scombridae
Product: pyroglutamyl-peptidase 1-like
Exons: 5
Coding region: 104-736 (210 amino acids)
Biological process (GO): proteolysis
Cellular component (GO): cytosol
Molecular function (GO): pyroglutamyl-peptidase activity
Source: RefSeq, a predicted model, not a curated record